CAGGCGGCAGCUUUCUUGAGCUCUUGGACGCGCUGAAGCCAGCGCGGGGAUGGUCUGCCGCUGCUGGGAUACCUCAGGCCUUUGCCACUGUGGAGAGCAACGGAAGGACGGCGCUGCGCUUGGCGGUGGAAGCGGGGCGCUGGGACGUAGUGGAGCCGCUCCUAGAGGCUAGCUGCAGCUUGCGGAGCCCCGGUCAGGACCUGCGGUCACCCCUCACCGCGGCCCUGGAAAAGGGCCAUGUGGAGGCGCUUCUGGCACUGGACUCGUUGAACCUGCGCCAGUCCCAGCGGCAGCUGGCAGGGCAGCUCAGCUCCGCACUGCGCGACUCUGAGCGCAUGGAGGAUCUGGCGCCGAAACUGGCGGAGCAGUUCGGAUGA
This is a messenger RNA of Effrenium voratum, 377 nucleotides long. The record is from the annotation of a GenBank genome assembly. NCBI's taxonomy places the organism in Eukaryota, Dinophyceae, Suessiales, Symbiodiniaceae.